Molecule: messenger RNA, 1480 nt
Organism: Neltuma alba
Lineage: Eukaryota; Viridiplantae; Streptophyta; Magnoliopsida; Fabales; Fabaceae
Product: receptor homology region, transmembrane domain- and RING domain-containing protein 2-like
Exons: 1
Source: RefSeq, a predicted model, not a curated record
AGUUUCAUGCUGCUUGUGUGGAUUCUUGGCUUACGUCAUGGAGAACCUUUUGUCCAGUUUGUAAGCGUGAUGCAAGGACUGGUCUAAGUGAUCCUCCACCUUCAGAAUCCACGCCGUUGCUUUCAUCUGGCCCAGCAUCUGGAGCAUCAUCGUUAGUGUCAUCUGUGAGAUCAUCAUUAGCAUCAUCUUCUGCAAUACAAAUUGGUCGGUCAUCAUCACGGUCCCCAUCUGUUUCUCGGGACCAUUCUGUGGCUAGUACUCCCUACAUUCAGCCAUCAUUUAGGUCCCAUCAGCAAUCUCCCUUUAUGAGUGUCAGUCGAAGCUCAGUAGAUCUUAGGAAUGCAUCCCAAAGAUCUCAAGCAUCUCAUUUGAAUUCUCCACAUUCCAUGGGUUACCCAUCGAUGUCAUCAAUGAACUCAAGGUACUUGUCUCCACAUAUUCGAAGUCCAAGCAAUGUUUCAGCAAGUUAUCUUGGUUCUUCUAGUCAUCGUCAUCACCCACUUCGUUAUAGCGGGUCAGCUGCGAGUUUUUCUCCAUUUGCUUCUGCCCAGUCCCUUCCAGAAUGCUGAGUCAUUGAACCAAAUUUUGGAUUACAAUUGUGAGGCCUGCACCGCAUUUGCAGAUAGUCAUGAAAAAAAGGAGGAAACAACAUUUAAAAAAUUCUCAUGACCUCUGCACUAAAUCAGAUGGUUGUCAUGUUCUGACUAACGAUCUGCUUCCAUCCCUUGUUACUGCUCGGAUCGUGUUGUGGUCACAUUUGGCGGUUGAUUUCUUCAUGCUCAGAUGUACACCGUAAGAUCACUGUGUAGUGUUUGUUUUAUUCUGGUUGAUGUUCUUGCAUUUUCAGGUUGAUGUGUUUGCCUAAGUCAUGAUGAUUCUGCCGUUUGCGCUGGGUUGAUAUUCACCAUGUCAUAUUCUUCGUUUUCAAAAUAUACAGUUUAACUGCUAACAUGAGAAUAUGUUUGGCCUGUACAGAGAAAUCGCAGUGGGAUUAGUUCUGUGUAUGUUCUGAUUUUUAUUAGUUUUCUCAGCUGGGCAGAGUUUCUCUCCUGAGUUCUCCCUCCAGUCUUUUCGAUGUGUACUAAAACACCUUCUGUCCUUCAUUUUUUGUCGGCCUUUUUGUACUAUAUAUUCACCAUCUUCUGCAUUUUCACAUGCACCUGGACAGAACUGGAAGAAAACCACCUGAAAAGAUUCUUGUCCCCAGAUGCUGACAGGUUCUGUGAUUUAUGGAAGUUUCCGAAUAAUGACAGGUUAAGUGAUUGAUGGAGGUUUAUUUGUACUGAGCAUGGAGUCGUGGUGAUGAGUAUUGAAUUUAUAGGUAAUUAUAAGUUGAUAUGUUGGCAAUUGUUGUUACUCCUGAGCCUUAGUAACAACCAAUUUAAUUUCCUAUGCCCCUCUUCUUCAGUAAACGUGCAUCUUUACUAAGUGAUGUGGAAUCCAUCAAGAAGAAAUAAAAAGCCCUCACUUAUUUCCCCUC